This is a messenger RNA of Aspergillus udagawae, 1197 nucleotides long. Its product is annotated as lactonase family protein. The coding region runs from base 1 to 1197 and encodes 398 amino acids. NCBI's taxonomy places the organism in Eukaryota, Fungi, Ascomycota, Eurotiomycetes, Eurotiales, Aspergillaceae. Gene Ontology annotation, molecular function: 6-phosphogluconolactonase activity; protein binding. The transcript is spliced from 2 exons. The record is from RefSeq and is a predicted model, not a curated record.
AUGCUAGGCUAUCUUCCCCUGUUCGCAACCCUGGCUUCCGCCGCAACCCUCUAUGCAACCCACUACAGUGGCUCUGUUUACACCCUCACCCUCAGCCAUCGCAAUGGCAAGUACGAUCUGUCUCUCGCGUCGGCCAAGACCACCUGCGGCGGCAUGCCGAGCUGGUUGACCCUGGACGGCGAAACGAGCACCCUCUACUGCACCGACGAGACCGGCGACGCGACGACCAAUGGCACUCUGAGCGCUUACGCCGUCGCAAAAAAUGGAUCGCUCACACAGCUCGCAAAGGUGGUGGAUGUCGGCGGUGGAGUCCACAGCGUCGUGUACGAAGGAGACGACGAUGCAAAGUACUUGGCCAUUGCGCACUACUCCGGUUCGGCGGUAUCGACCUUUGCCCUCCCCCUCAAAGCCGGCGACAAGCCCCGGCAGGUCCUGCGGUACCAGAUACCACCAGGUCCCCGUCCGCAGCAGGACUCCUCCCACCCCCACCAGAUCAUCCUCGACCCCACAGGCUCGUUCAUCCUCGUCCCUGACCUAGGCGCGGAUUUGGUUCGCGUGUACGCCAUCGACAAGCAAUCGGGCAAACUAAACACCUGCCCCAGCCUCAACUACGCCCCUGGCAGUGGACCGCGACACGGCCUCUUCUGGUCUUCUCGCCACUCGCAUCGCAAUGGUCUGCGCAACCAGAACACUGCCGCCAUAAACGGGCCAGCGACAAUGCUGUACACUCUCAGUGAAUUGAGCCGCCACUUUCACGCUUUUGCCGUAUCGUACCUCCCCUCUGGCUGUCUUGGCUUCCACGAGACUGAAGACUUUGUGCCAUACCCGGGCGGGAAAAUCCCCGAGGGCGCGUCGCUGGCCGAGCUGCAGCAAGCCGGAUCAAACCUGUAUGCCUCGAUCCGCAGCGACCAUGCCUUCUCCGGCAAUGAUUCAUUGGCCACCCUCGCCCGCUCUAAGAACGGCACCGUGACCUUCCAGGAACUCACCUCUGCCCAUGGCCUGGUACCCCGUACCUUUGUCAUCAACAAGGCCGGCACCCUCGUCGCUAUCGGGGACCAGUCCACGUCCAACGUUGCCAUUGUCUCCCGGGAUCCGGCGAGUGGAAAGCUGGGUGACCUGGUCGCCAACAUUCAGGUCGGAAAGCCCGGAAAGCCUGGGACUUCAACAGGCCUGAGCAGCGUCAUCUGGGCAGAGUAA